CUGGAAAUGUGGGCUUUUCAGAAAACAAAAUGGCCGAAGCUAAUCCUAGAAACGGGUUCUUCAGCAUGGGUCAGAAGACCCUGGCGGUUCCUAUGGAAUUGUUCGCAGAAAACAGGCGAAGAUUAGUUGCGAGCCUGAAUAAGAACAAGAAAGUUUCCAAGGGUAGUGUUGUCCUCCUUCAAGGAGGAGGAGAUCAAGGAGUGUGUGAGGGAGAUAGUAGUGAUGUUGGUCCAGUCUUUAGACAGGAAUCCUACUUCCAUUGGGCCUUUGGGGUCCUAGAACCUGACUUCUUUGGUGCUAUUGAUCUCAGUACAGGGAGAUCAAUCCUUUACCAGCCUAGACUACCAGAGGAUUAUGCUAUUAUUAUGGGACAUAUUCCCACUGCAGCUGAAAUUCAGGAAAGAUACAGAGUGGAUGAGGAAGUACAGUUCCAACUCUUCUACUUCUGGAAGGACCUAAUACAGACUCUGGGAAGACGACCCGUCCGGCUGCAUUCGAUGGAAUUUCCGAAUUUCCAACUGAUAAUUCAAUUCUUCACCACGAGAUGGCAGAGUUGAGGGUUAUCAAGACAAAGAUGGAGCUCGAGGGUAUGCGUUACGCCAGCAAGAUAUCCAGUGAAGCUCAUAUGCAUGUGAUGAGAACGAUUAAGCCUGGGAUGAUGGAAUAUCAAGCUGAGGCAACCUUCCUCCAUCAUACUUACUUCUACGGCGGAGCCAGACACGUGUGUUACACGUGUAUUGCUGGUGGUGGUGGAAGUGGAGCUGUUCUACACUACGGACAUGCUGGAGCACCUAACAAUCAGCUCAUCAAGGAUGGAGAUAUGGUUCUUUUUGAUUUUGGAGCAGAAUAUUAUUGCUUCUGUUCAGAUAUUACCUGCAGCUGGCCAGCAAAUGGUAAAAAAUCAUCUGUACCUUUGGAUGUUCUGGCUACACUAAAGCCUGGUGUCUCCUGGAGAGAUCUACAUUUGCUUGCCAAUAGGGUCAUCUUAGAGGACCUCACUGCUGCUGGGGUACUAACAGGAAGUGUUGAUGCAAUGAUGUCCGUCAAUUUGGCCGGCCGUCUGUUCCAACCUCACGGUCUAGGACACUUCAUAGGCAUAGACGUUCAUGAUGUCGGCGGAUAUCUUGAGGGACAUCCUGAGCGAGAUACAAGACCAGGACUUAGGAGUUUAAGGACUGCUCGAGAAAUACAGGCUAACAUGGUGCUAACUAUAGAGCCCGGGUGCUAUUUCAUCGAUUUCCUGAUUGACAGGGCGCUAGCAGAUCCAGAACUUAGCAGGUUCCUUGUGGCUGACCUGUUAAAUGAGUACCGCGGCUCUGGCGGUGUGAGGAUCGAAGACGACGUGAUUGUUCAUGAAAAUGGCGCUGAACUCAUGAGUGUAGUGCCCAGGACCGUUGAAGAGAUUGAGUCCUGGAUGUCUGGAGAUGACGCAUUUUUGAAAAAUAUCAAAUAAUGGAAUAAUAUCAAUAUUAUCAAUUAAUUAAUUAAUCAUUUAUUUAAUUAAUUAA
Eurytemora carolleeae is the source of this 1508-nucleotide messenger RNA. RefSeq names its product xaa-Pro dipeptidase (gene Dip-C). The record is from RefSeq and is a predicted model, not a curated record. Lineage: Eukaryota; Metazoa; Arthropoda; Copepoda; Calanoida; Temoridae. Gene Ontology annotation, molecular function: metalloaminopeptidase activity; manganese ion binding.